Messenger RNA from Triticum dicoccoides, 1800 nucleotides. RefSeq names its product calmodulin-binding receptor-like cytoplasmic kinase 2. The coding region runs from base 96 to 1403 and encodes 435 amino acids. The record is from RefSeq and is a predicted model, not a curated record. The transcript has 6 exons. Lineage: Eukaryota; Viridiplantae; Streptophyta; Magnoliopsida; Poales; Poaceae. Gene Ontology annotation, molecular function: ATP binding; protein kinase activity. Gene Ontology annotation, biological process: protein phosphorylation.
UCAAAGCCGCCGCUUUCCGCGGCAGUAGCGAGCGAGCGCGUCGUCCCGCUCCUCCCCUCUCCUCUCCGCGGCUGCCGCCUCGCCACGCCACCUCGAUGAGGAGCGGUAGCAGCAGCAGCAACGCCGGCUCGGCGCCCAGGAGGAGGCCGAUGAGCGACCUCAUCGGCGCCGGCGCCAGCGCCAGCGCCAGCGACGACCUCUCCCGCUACUCGGUCGCCACCACCACGGCCUCGUCCGAGCGUUCGUCCGGCAGCAGCGGCCGCGGGGCCGCCGCCUUCCUCGACGCCUUCCGCUCCUGCUUCGCCCCCGGGGACGCGCGCUCGCCGGAGACCUCCCUCUCCGACGUCGACUCCGACGCCUCCCACCAACACUCGCAGUCGCUGAGCUCUCAAGGUUCUACCAGCGGGAGCACUUUCGAGAGCAGGAGAUCAGCCAGAGGGCUGUAUGGCUCCACCCUCAGGAAUUCUUCAGAAAGGGAGAUACCUGGAGACAGAAAGUUCACCUUACCAGAGAUUCAGAAAGCAACGAAGAACUUCUCGCCCAACCUCAAGAUUGGGCAGGGUGGUUCUGGGACAGUGUACAAGGGUCAGCUCAGCGAUGGCACCCUCGUCGCCGUCAAACGGGCCAAGAAGAAUAUGUAUGACAAGCACAUGGGCCACGAGUUCCGGAACGAGAUAGAGACGCUGCGAUGCAUCGAGCACCUGAAUCUGGUACGGUUCCAUGGGUUCCUUGAGUUUGGUGGUGAGCAGUUGAUCAUUGUGGAGUAUGUUCCCAAUGGCAAUCUUCGAGAGCACCUUGAAGGUCUGAAUGGAAAAGUCCUGGAGUUCUCUGUGAGGUUGGAAAUCGCGAUCGAUGUGGCCCACGCUGUCACCUAUCUUCACACCUACUCUGAUCAGCCGGUCAUCCACAGGGACAUCAAAUCCUCAAACAUUCUUCUCACAAACAACUGCCGAGCUAAGGUCGCUGACUUUGGAUUUGCGAAACUGGCUCCGACUGACGCCACCCAUGUCUCUACUCAAGUCAAAGGAACAGCAGGGUACCUUGACCCAGAGUAUCUCAGAACAUACCAGCUCACUGAGAAGAGUGAUGUCUACUCCUUCGGAGUGCUGCUAGUGGAGUUGGUUACUGGGAGGCGCCCGAUCGAACCAAAGAGGGCGAUCGUCGAACGUGUCACAGCAAAAUGGGCAAUGGAAAAAUUCUCGAAGGGCGAUGCGAUACUAACACUGGAUCCGAAUCUGGAAGUGAACGACGCGACCAACCUGGCGAUCGAGAAGAUGUACGAGCUGGCCUUGCAAUGCUUAGCUCCCAAGAAGAGGAACCGGCCGAGCAUGAGGCGGUGCGCAGAGAUCCUGUGGAGUAUACGUAAAGAUUACAGGGAGCUGGCUCGACCAACCUCCUCUUGAACCAAAGCAGCUCAUACGGAGCAAUCAAGAAAACAGAAUGCAACAACAUCCCAGUUUGCCUCACUUCAAUUCAAAGCUAGCAUGGAGGUGUGGAUCAACCGACCGCUGAGCUACGGGCUGCCAAACUGUCAAUGGGACCUGUGGCCUUCCUAGAAAUUGUGUGCUUAUUAGGUAUCAGCUAGGAAGAGUUACAUUGAAGUUCCUCCUACACAGCUGUACACGUAGAUAGUCGCCUUAGCAAGCACAAGCAAUUUCAAAUAUGACUUGAAUAUACGAUGGUGUCUGUAUGUUGUAGAAGAAAGAUGAUUUCUGAGGAGAGCAUGCAUUUCCCAUGUAUUAGAUGCGUUCUCCUGUAUAUGAUGAACAAAAUUCAACAGCAGUGGCAUAUCUUACUUUU